GUUACUUUUUGGGUCCUCUCUCUCUCCUUUUUUUUUACACAAAGUUGCAAGACAGGAAGAAUAAUAUCUUCGCCCGACCAUCUUCCUUAUCUACGACCCGAGUCAAAUCAAAUGUCGCGAUCGUUCACGGGUUGCAAAAGAUGUAAGUCACGACGCCAGAAAUGUGACGAGUCGAAGCCGGUUUGUGGUCGAUGCAAAGCUGCAAGGGUGCCAUGUCGGUAUGCAAUGGAGCUGCAAUGGGGAGGUCGGACGUUUUCGCGGUCGCGGUUUGGCGCAUGUAUGGGCGAUGGAGGCAUGCAGAAGCUAGAGUACUCUCCGGGUGAAUUCAUCUAUACUCUCCCAAAUUCCACAUCCCCCAGCGAACACUUGAUGCAGACGCAAAGCGCGACGUUGACACUGGCUCAGCCUGUCGGUCCCUUCACCUGGUUGUCAUCCGAGCAGAGAGCGUUGCUACAUCACUUCGCCACGUAUGCUUCGAAGAUCACAUCGUGCCAUUCGGGGAUGCAGAGGGAAAUAUGCAGUAUGCUCAUUCCCAUGGCGUUGCAGACGCCAUCAUUGCUGUACGCCACUGCGGCUCUUUCCGCAAUCCAUCUGCAGGCCUUGAACAACCGGUCCGAGAGUGCCAAGUCAGCGCCCGAUAUCGCAAGAUUGAUGGCUUCCAGUCUGGAACAUCUUCGAAAAGAGCUUCAAGACGCGAGCGCCAACAACUCCGAUGCAAUUUUGGCAACAGCGCGGACGCUUUGUCUUGCGGAGAUUCAUUCGGGCGCCAUCCAGCCCAAUUCAUGGAGGGCUCAUAUCGAAGGAGCGAAGGCAUUGAUGGUGGCCACAGAUGAUAGCUCGCGAUCAUCAGAGUCAUUCCGCAGGUAUCUACGUCGGUGGUAUAGAUCGAUUGUCUCUCUCACGGCACUGACAGCUAACGGGCCCCCAAUCGGAGAUUCUGAAGACAGUAUGCUUGCGAAAUCUAGUGGGGAAGACUAUCUCGAUGACUAUUGGGGAUUUACACUCGGUCUUUCCGAUAUCUUUAGGGGAAUUGGAGCGGUAGCCUGGCGGAGACAGCAAAUUCUGAUAAAUCAUGGUCAAGAAAAUAGCCAUGAGACGAAAGAAGAACUCCAUGUCCAGCAGCAGGCGAUGAUGCUGGAGGCAUCUUUGAGGCGCUUGAUGGGUCAUAACGCUGCCUCGCAACCCAAGUUCUACCCUGGGGUGGCCGAAAAGCUGUCGGGAGAGUGCAUUCGAGAGUUUGUGCUCUGCAACGAAGCAUUCCAGCAUAGUGCACUCAUCCAGAUCCGCCGUCGCUUACGGAGAAUCCCCACGACAGCCCCGGCGGUGCAGCGAUCAGUCCAGAGGAUCUUGGAAUGCAUAUGCCAGAUCACACCGUCUGCGGGUCUCAGUCCGUGGGCGAUGCUUACAACGCCGUUGUUUAUCGCGGGAUGCGAAGCGCAAGGAGCGGAUAGAGAUACAGUGAAGCGACUACUGCUCCUGCUGCACGAUACAAUCCGGGUCCCCAACGUGCUCCAGUCAUUGAAGUUCCUCGAGCAGUACUGGAUAGAGCGGAGCCGUAUGAAUGAGGCAGACUGGAACCAUUAUCUAGACCGAUUGCAGGUCGACUUCAUUCCGUACUGAAUUGAACAAGUAACCAGGACGAAAGGUAUCAUGAGUUACGCAUUAUUGUUUACGAGCAUUGCAAUGUCAGGGGUCAUUGAAGGGAUGUUUUCAAAAGGGUUAUUUGAUAUCCAUGGAAUGGACUAUUGCCGUCCAUGUGCAUAGACAAGGCGUAUCUAUUUAAUUUUCUUCUCAUGUUCAAUAAUGGUGCUAUCUAUUACUGUCUCCGCGCAUACUAAGAAUAGAAGCUGUAGCACAGUCCACGGCCAGCUAUUUAUGGAGGAUGCGCGAUGAGGCGUGCGACCAUUGAAAUUGACAACC
Monascus purpureus is the source of this 1920-nucleotide messenger RNA. The record is from the annotation of a GenBank genome assembly. NCBI's taxonomy places the organism in Eukaryota, Fungi, Ascomycota, Eurotiomycetes, Eurotiales, Aspergillaceae.